AUGAGUCCAGGUAACAAAUUAUCUGACCAUGAUAAAUUUUAUCAUCCUUUUGAACCUUAUGAUAUUCAACUAAAUCUGAUGAAAUGCAUCUAUGACACAUUGUCUUACAAUAACAAUCUUACUGGUAAUGAUGAUGGUAAAAAAAUAUGUAUAAUUGAAUCCCCAACCGGUACCGGGAAAACUUUAUCUCUUAUAUGUUCCACAAUAACAUGGCUGAGAGAUCAUAAACAAAGAAUAUUAGAAAAUAUUGAUACUAAUACACAUUCUAAUGAUAUAAAUGAUAAUAAUGAUAGUAUUGCUACCAUUGCUACUUCUAAUAAUAAUAAUAAUAAUAAUAAUACAGAUAGCGAUGAGGAUAGUGAACCGGAUUGGGUGAACGAAAUAUUUAAUAAAAGUCUAAUUAGUGAAAAAAUUGAUCAAUUUGUACAAUUCGAAAUGUAUUUAGAUAAUUUAAAUAUUAACGAUAAUACUACUACAAAGAUUAGCAAUAUCGAUCUUAAGAAUAAUAUUAAUAAGUCCUACAUAAAGAAAAGAAAACUAAAUCAAAAGCAUAUUCCUAUAGUUAUCGAAGAUAAUGAAUUUAUACCUGAUCCAUAUGACAAUAAUAACACAAAUAUUACUCAAGACACUGAUUUAAAGAAAAAUAAUCCAUCAAACAAGAUUUUUUUGUCAAAUGAAAUUGAAAUCUUACUAAACAAAAUUAAUAACAAUAAUAAUACUACUAAUAUUACUAAUAAUAACGAUACAUUCCAUAAUAAUACAAAUAAUUCAAACCACCCACACACUUUAAAUAAUCCGAUUAAAAUUAUCUUUGCAUCAAGAACUCAUUCACAAUUAAACCAAUUUGCUAAUCAGUUGACAUUACCACAUUUUCCAUCUUCUUUUGGACAAUCGAUAAAGGAGGAAAGAAUUAAAUUUCUACCAUUAGCUUCUAAAAAACAAUUAUGCAUAAAUCCAGAUGUUAAAAAAUGGGGAUCUUUGGAAGCUAUUAAUGAUGCAUGCUAUGAAUUGAGACAUAGGAAGAAAAAAACCGAUUCGAAACAUAAAAAUAAUGGCAACAAUAUAUCUGGUUGUCCCUUUUAUCAAUUUGAUAAAAAUACUGCAACACCGUUUACCGAUCAGAUUUAUCAUUCCAUUCAUGAUAUCGAAGAUUUAGUAACAAUUGGUGAACACUUAAAGAUGUGUCCGUAUUAUGCUUCCAGAUAUGCUUUAGAAGGUGUGGAAGUAGUUACACUGCCAUAUCAGUAUUUAUUAUCUGAUACAGCAAGAAAUUCAAUGAAGUUGAAUUUGAGGAAUAACAUUAUUGUUAUUGAUGAAGCACAUAACCUAAUUGAGACAAUAAACAAUAUUUAUUCGUCAGAAGUUUCAUUAAAUGAUUUGAUUUAUUGUCAAAUUGGUUUAAGUAAAUAUUUACAAAAAUUUAAAUUAAGAUUAAACCCAGGAAAUAGAAUUAACUUAUUGAAAUUAUUGAAAUUACUAAAUGUUAUAAUUAAAUAUAUCAAUGAUAAUUUCGUUAAACCGGGCACCCCAAUAAAUGACUUUAUUGAUUAUUUCAAUGAAAACAAUACAGAUACAUUAAAUGUCUAUCAUUUAAUUAAAUACAUAAAUGAUUCCAAAGUGGCUUAUAAGAUCAAUACCUACAUGGAAUCAUUGGAAAAAGAAAAACAAGUUAAAAAUACAUCUACCAGUAAUGCUAAUAAUAACUGCAAUAAUAAAAGUGAUGAAUCAACCUCUUCCAAGCCCAUAUUGUUUAAAAUCGUGUCCUUCUUAACUUCAUUGACUCACCCAUCAAAAGAGGGUCAAUUUUUCUUUGAUAAGGGUCCAUCAAUAAAAUACAUGCUACUGGAACCAAGCGAAUUGUUCCAACCUAUUAUAGAAGAAGCUAAAUGCGUUAUUCUUGCAGGUGGUACGAUGGAACCAAUGGAUGAAUUCAAAGACUAUUUGUUCCCAUAUUUGAGAAAUGAUCAAAUUGUGAAAUAUUCAUGCAAUCAUAUCAUCCCUGAUCAGAAUUUGGAAACCUUUAUCGUUAAUCAACAAGGUUUGGAAUUCACCUACUUAAAUAGAAAUAAUUUAUCACUAAUCAAUGAUUUUCUAUUCCAAUUUUUUAUGAGCCUAAUUGAUAAUGUUCCAAAUAAUGGUGGUAUAGUCGGAUUUUUCCCAAGUUAUCAAUUUUUAGCAAAUGUUAUUCAGAAUUGGCAAAAAAAUGGAUUACUUGAAAGGAUCAAUAAUAAGAGAACACUAUUUUAUGAAUCAAAAAAUGGCGGUGACCCAUUAGAUGAUUACUCAGAGAUUAUUAAUAAUAAUGGGAAUAAGGGUGCUAUACUUUUUGCUGUUGUUGGUGGGAAAUUGUCAGAAGGUAUAAAUUUUCAGGAUAAUUUAUGUAGAGCAAUUGUUAUGGUUGGAUUACCUUAUCCUAAUUUACAAUCUGGAGAAUUACAGAUCAAGAGAAGACACUUAGAAAAGAAGGUUGAUGAUUUGAAUCAAAAACAUCCUAAUUUGAAACCUAGAGACCCUAAAGUUGUGGUUAAAGAUUUCCUGGAUAAUCUAUGUAUGAAGGCAGUUAAUCAGAGCGUAGGGAGAUCAAUUCGACAUAUAAAUGAUUACUCUGUAAUUAUCCUGUUAGAUAGUCGUUAUGAUAGAGAAAAUAUUAAAAGCAAAUUAUCACAUUGGGUCAAAAAUAGAAUUCAACCCGAACGAUCAGUUCAAUCAAUUAUGCAUAAUGUAAAAGAGUUUUUUGAUGAUAAGAAGAUAAAUAAAAGAAAAUAG
Arxiozyma heterogenica is the source of this 2766-nucleotide messenger RNA. RefSeq names its product DNA helicase (gene CHL1). The coding region runs from base 1 to 2766 and encodes 921 amino acids. The record is from RefSeq and is a predicted model, not a curated record. The transcript has a single exon. Gene Ontology annotation, cellular component: nucleus. NCBI's taxonomy places the organism in Eukaryota, Fungi, Ascomycota, Saccharomycetes, Saccharomycetales, Saccharomycetaceae. Gene Ontology annotation, molecular function: hydrolase activity, acting on acid anhydrides, in phosphorus-containing anhydrides; ATP binding; DNA helicase activity. Gene Ontology annotation, biological process: nucleobase-containing compound metabolic process; establishment of sister chromatid cohesion.